GGAGACUUGCCCCUGGGCGCGCAGCGCAAUCCUGGCACGCAGCCGGCCUGCCAGGCUGACCUGACGCGGUGCAGGAAGCAGCCAGGGGCGGUUGCAGGCGGUGCCGCGUGCGGGGGCCACGGGCGUCUACACUGCGACAGCUGGCGUGACUCGGCGCUG
Messenger RNA from Prorocentrum cordatum, 159 nucleotides. The record is from the annotation of a GenBank genome assembly. Lineage: Eukaryota; Dinophyceae; Prorocentrales; Prorocentraceae.